Messenger RNA from Osmia lignaria (orchard mason bee), 953 nucleotides. Its product is annotated as mitochondrial ribosomal protein L16. The record is from RefSeq and is a predicted model, not a curated record. Gene Ontology annotation, cellular component: ribosome; mitochondrial large ribosomal subunit. Gene Ontology annotation, biological process: mitochondrial translation. Lineage: Eukaryota; Metazoa; Arthropoda; Insecta; Hymenoptera; Megachilidae. Gene Ontology annotation, molecular function: rRNA binding; structural constituent of ribosome.
CGGGGUGCCAGGGACCCCUUAGCUAAAAUGUACGACCUAUAGACUUUCCAUAGAAAGAUUGAAACCUCUAACUUUUAACUCUGACCACUUAGGCGUACAAACGCAAUGGUUUUGAGCUAGUAACGAAUAAAGUUAAUAGCUGAAACGAUAGAUUAACAAUUGUAAAAAAUGCAGUCAUACGGUUAUGCUAUAAAACGACUGCUGUCACCGUAUUCUUUAUUUAUGACAACUUCAACAGCAGGAUUACAAUCCUUUGAACCGGUAAAUCAUUUUAAAGAUGUUGAAUAUCCUGAGCGUAGUAGGCUUAGAAUUGUUCAAAAACAACCUCAAUAUCCAAAUACCAUGCGUCCUUUUAAAAUGCAGAAAAGAUUGAAAUUAAUGAGAGGCCCUGAAUUAUAUCACAAUACUUUAUUACACAAACAGUAUGGAGUAAUAGCAACUGGAGGUGGCAGAAUGAAAUUUAAUCAUUUUGAAUUUGUACGGUUUAUAUUAUACAAAAACAUUGAUUACAAGGUAGCAUUUGCACUUUGGAGAAUCCCAGAUCCUUGGCAACCAAUUACCAAGAAGAGUCAUGGAUCACGUAUGGGAGGUGGUAAAGGAAACAUAGAUCAUUAUGCCACUCCAGUAAAGGCAGGACAAGUAAUAUUUGAAAUUGGAGGAAAAAUUGAAUUUUUCGAGGUGAAGCGUCAUUUAAAUAACAUUGCGAAGAACUUGCCUUUUGAUGCUAUGGUUAUUACCCAAGAAAAGAUGGAGGAAAUGGCAAAGGAAAAGAAAAAAUUAGAGGAGAAGAAUCAGAAUCCAUGGACGUGGAAAUAUAUCAUUCAAAAUGAUCUACUGGGUUCACUGAAAUGGGUAUCAAAAUACGACAGGCGGUGGUUCAACGAAUAUGUUUAAUGAUAAUCUGUAUGAAUUUGUAAAUAUUUAUGAAUAAACAAUGGAAAUGCUAAAAAAAA